Messenger RNA from Astyanax mexicanus (Mexican tetra), 1736 nucleotides. RefSeq lists its product as uncharacterized. The coding region runs from base 502 to 1290 and encodes 262 amino acids. NCBI's taxonomy places the organism in Eukaryota, Metazoa, Chordata, Actinopteri, Characiformes, Acestrorhamphidae. The transcript has 2 exons. The record is from RefSeq and is a predicted model, not a curated record.
UUUUUUUUUUAUUAUUCACAAAAACAUUUAUAUUUAAAGGGGGGUGUGGGUGAUUUUUGAGGCUGCUAAUGAAGUUUAAAAAAACAAUGAUCAUCUGCAUUAAAGACAAAGGCAUGGUUGCAGAAGUAGAGGGUACGGGCCUGCCUGCAGAAUAUUCUUUUAAAUCAUAUUUUACAGUCCUUAGCCAUUGUCUCAGUUUAUGGACCUUGUGGACUGAUUGUAUACUUAAACCUUUUGUAAGUAUGCCCAUCAAAAGCCAUAAACACCAUGCUUAAAGCCACUUAAUCCUAUCCAUGUGACAUCUGGCCCAUCCAAUGGUUGUAAGCUGACCUUAGUGGGAAGCGGGAAAGGAAAAGGCGGAGGGAGAAAUUGGUAGCCAUGUGAUCAAUGGGCCAGCUUUUUAAAUCAUUAAUGCACAUGAUUUAUUUAUGGCCUUAUUUGGAUACUUGCACCCCUCAGGGGUGGCCACAUUCAGUCUGUCUGACUGUGGUGUAAUCAGACAUGAGUGGAGUCCGGGCCCCAUCAGGCAUGACCCUGAGCGCUGUGGAGCCCAAGCACCAGCAAGCUGUUCAGAGGACCCGUGCCCUGACCCGAACAUACCUGCUGUCCAGCUCCAUGCUGCCAAUACCACCCUCCAGUAACCAGAGCAUCGGUGAAUCUCUGAAGCUUCCAGCACUGACCAGAACAGCAUAUCGCCGGACCUCCCUGCUACCACUCAGCAUUAGUGAGCCCUCCCUGUUCGCCCCAGUCCAGCGUGUGGUUUUGGACGGGUUUCCUCGAAAUUGCCGCCCUUGUCCUCGUAAACGAGCUCAAUCUCUCUCUCUAUGCAAGUCAAGUGAAAAUAAAAAUGGACCAAUACCGAGCUACCAGCCAAUAUACACCCACUUUACUCAACCAAUAAGACCAGUUUCCAAACUAAAUCAGCAGCCCAUUUUACGGGCUAGGAGGCUCCCUGCUGGCCAGAGUGGCCUACGAUCUUCAGUAAAGCAGUAUUGGCAGGAUCCUCACAAUGAGACUUUAUCCAUCAGAGGGACACCUUGUCUUCCAAGCCCGCCUUCACCCUCUACCUCUGCCACCACGUCUCGCACUCAGCUACAUGUUUUCCUCCCGGUUGAAGGUUCUGGAGGGGAAGAAGACAAAGACAGUGAAUCUGUGGAUGAAGGUUUCAUGGAUGAGGUGGAUAAUAAAGCCUCAAUUCUGAGGCACAAAAAAGGAGAAUCAAAGAAAGAGCCUAUACAAACUGAUUGUGCAACAUCAUUAAAAGCUGAUUUGGUCCAGUUAGUGACCUGAGUGUUUAUUCAUGCCAUGCUAAUUGCUGUUUUACAGUGAAGUGAAUUCAUACACGAAUAUUAUCUUAGCCUGAUAUAUGUCUGAUAAGAAGUGUGAAUUAAAUUUAAAUAUCACUUGUGACUGUAUGGAAUACUGAGUAGCAUUAGACCAGAGCUGUCAAUGUUCCUUCCAGGUAACAGCUGUGCAGAAAUGUAAGUAUUUCCUCUUGUUAAUUAAAUGAUGGGUUAAAUCAUGACCUUUGUUGUGGAAAGUUCCUCACAGCACUCGGUCAUACUGAACAUCCUGACUGUAUCAGAGGACCAGUUUAAUUUUCAGAACUGGUCUGGUCUCUUAUGGGUUAAUAACCCAGUACUUCAUGCUAGAACAAAACUAAAUUUCUGUAUAUAACUGACUGUAGUCGCUGAACACUUGUACCAGAGUAAGUAAUCAAUAAAUAAUACAAACAA